AUAAAAAGCAGUCAAGAAUGGAAGAAGAAACAGAACAUUUAGCUGCAAUUUUAUCUAUUGUAGAUGAACAGUCACACAAAUUAACAGAAUUUUUAAACUCUGAAGAUAUGAAACCAGAUCUAUCAACAUUUUCAUCUAUUGUUGAUGCAAAACCCAAUAUGACAUUCACAGCUUCUCAAGAUGUUAAACCCUAUACUACAACAGAAUUUUCAUCUUCUAAAGACACAGAAACACCCAACAAAACAUUUAUAAGCUUGCAAGAUGUUAAACCUGAUGUUACAACUGCGUUUUUAAUUUGUAAAGAUAAAAAGCCUGCUGAAUCAACAUUAUCAACAUCUAAAGAUAACAAAUCAGAAGUCACAGCUUUAUCAAGUAGUAAAGAUUCAAAACCAGAUUUAUUGACAGGAUUUAUUUUUUUUGAGGAUAAACAACAAAAAGGGCUUGAACUUCACGUUGAAAAAAAUCUCCAGUUUUCUAGAGACAAAAGAUAUCAGAUUGUUUCUAGUCUCAAACACAAAAGGUUUUCUCAAAGUUCUAACUUAAAUAAGCAUAAAACAGGUCAAGAAGGAAAUAAGCAAGUUGAAUAUGAUGGUGACCAUGAGAAUCUUUCUCAAAGUUGUAGUAACAAUACAAAAGUGCACUCAAGAGAUAAGCCAUAUAUAUGUGAUGUUUGUAAUAAAAGGUUCUCUCAAAGAUGUCGAUUAUAUGCACAUAUUAAAGGGCACUCAGGUGAUAAGCCAUAUGAAUGUGAUGUUUGUCAUAAAAAGUUUUCUCAAAAUUCUCAUUUAACUACACAUAAAAAAGUUCAUUCAGGAGAUAAGCCACAUGAAUGUGAUGUUUGUCUUAAACAGUUUGCAUCUAAAUCUAAUUUAACUGCACAUAAAAAAGUUCAUUCAGGAGAUAAGCCACAUGAAUGUGAUGUUUGUCAUAAAAAGUUUGGUCAGAAGAUAAGUUUAUUACAACACAGAAAUCUUCAUACAGGAGAUAAGUCAUAUGAAUGUAAUGUUUGUCAUAAAAGGUAUACUCAAAGUUCUGGUUUAAGUACACACAAGAGAAUUCAUUCAGGAGAAAAGCCACAUAAAUGUGAUGUUUGUAAUAAAAGGUUCUCUCAAAGAUUUUAA
Molecule: messenger RNA, 1121 nt
Organism: Physella acuta
Lineage: Eukaryota; Metazoa; Mollusca; Gastropoda; Physidae
Product: zinc finger protein 677-like
Source: RefSeq, a predicted model, not a curated record